This is a messenger RNA of Leguminivora glycinivorella, 1368 nucleotides long. Its product is annotated as arginine/serine-rich coiled-coil protein 2-like. Bases 1 to 810 code for a protein of 269 amino acids. The record is from RefSeq and is a predicted model, not a curated record. NCBI's taxonomy places the organism in Eukaryota, Metazoa, Arthropoda, Insecta, Lepidoptera, Tortricidae. The transcript is spliced from 3 exons.
AUGAAAAUUGAGGUCUCAAGACGUCAAGAACAAAGUCUCAAGGUGGCAAGAAAGAAGCCUCAAGACGGCAAGAAAGAAGCCUCAAGACGGCACGAAAGAAGCCUCAAGACGGCAAGAAAGAAGACUCAAGACGGCAAGAAAGAAGACUCAAGACGGCAGGAAGAAGACUCAAGAUCACUCAAGACGGCAAGAAAGAAGACUCACGACGGCAAGAAAGAAUACUCAAGACGGCAAGAAAGAAGAUUGAAGACUCAAGACUGCAAGAAAGAAGACUCAAGACGGCAAGAAAGAAGAUUGAAGAAUCAAUACGGCAAGAAUGAAGAUUCAAGACGGCAAGAAAGAAGACUCAAAGCGGCAAGAAAAAGACUCAAGAUCGCAAGAAAGAAGACUCAAGACGGCAAGAACGAAGACUCAAGACGGCAAGAACGAAGUCUCAAGAUCGCAAGAACGAAGUCUCAAGAUCGCAAGAACGAAGUCUCAAGAUCGCAAGAACGAAGUCUCAAGAUCGCAAGAACGAAGUCUCAAGAUCGCAAGAACGAAGUCUCAAGAUCGCAAGAACGAAGUCUCAAGAUCGCAAGAACGAAGUCUCAAGAUCGCAAGAACGAAGUCUCAAGAUCGCAAGAACCAAGUCUCAAGAUCGCAAGAACCAAGUCUCAAGAUCGCAAGAACGAAGUCUCAAGAUCGCAAGAACGAAGUCUCAAGAUCGCAAGAACGAAGUCUCAAGAUCGCAAGAACGAAGUCUCAAGAACGCAAGAACGAAGUCUCAAGAUCGCAAGAACGAAGUCUCAAGAUCGCAAGAACGAAAGUUGAAGACUGCAAGGAAGAAGUUUGAAAACUCCAUACGGCAAGAAUGAAAACCCAUACGGCAAGAAUGAAAACUCCAUACGGCAAGAAUGAAAACUCCAUACGGCAAGAAUGAAAACUCCAUACGGCAAGAAUGAAAACUCCAUACGGCAAGAAUGAAAACUCCAUACGGCAAGAAUGAAAACUCCAUACGGCAAGAAUGAAGACUCCAUACGGCAAGAAUGAAAACUCCAUACGGCAAGAAUGAAAACUCCAUACGGCAAGAAUGAAAACUCCAUACGGCAAGAAUGAAAACUCCAUACGGCAAGAAAAAAAGACUCGAGAUCGCAAGAAAGAGGACUGCAAGAAUGAAGAUUGAAGACGGCAAGAUUGAAGAUUGAAGACUGCAAGAAUGAAGAUUGAAGACGGCAAGAAUGAAGAUUGAAGACGGCAAAAAUGAAGAUUAAAGACGGCAAGAAUGAAGACUAAAAGAGGGAGCAACAAAGCAGACUCAAAAUGGCAAGAACAAAGGCUUGAACUGGGCAAAAAAGAAACCGCAAGUAUGAAGAUGCAAUGCAAGACGGC